AAUCUGGCUGUUGUGCUGCGAUACCAGGGGGAAUACGGCGAAUCAGAGUCGAUGAAUCGGCGUGUACUCGAGACGCGUGAAAAGGUUCUCGGACCAGACCACCCAGACACUCUAGUUAGCAUCAACAACCUGGCAGUGGUGCUGCAAUGCCAGGGAAA
Tuber aestivum (summer truffle) is the source of this 158-nucleotide messenger RNA. The record is from the annotation of a GenBank genome assembly. Lineage: Eukaryota; Fungi; Ascomycota; Pezizomycetes; Pezizales; Tuberaceae.